AGAGGGGAGGGAGAAGGGGGGUAUUUGACUCCUGUCUCCCCACCCCCAGUCCGUAUGAGGUGGAUUUAGGGAAGAAAGGAAUCUAAAACCUGGGACGCGGAGAUAACGAGAGACUCCCAAUAAAGAGAUACACAUUUGGAGAUCCGUGCGCGUAGCCGCCGCCGCCGCGCACGGAUUAUUGGAGGAUAUUUUAUUUUUCUUUUACCGGGGAGAUUCCGGCUUGGAGCGUGUGAUCUCUGGAGGAAAAAGGAAUACAAACGCACGGGGAAUAAUAGGGAGUAUUUUAUGCUCAAUCUCUCCGCUAACAAGUGACUCCACCGCUCGGGAAAGUGGGAAUAUUGCGGUUUUUUUUAUUCUUCUUCUCUUCUGCCGCUGGGGAUGCAACGUAACUGUUUUCUUCAGGGAGAAGUGACCGCUCUGAAUACGGAUCUAAAAGCGGUCCCCCGUAAACCAACUAGGGGGUAGUCUCAAAAACACGUUUCUCACGCCACUAGAAGUGCCGAGCUAACCCGCGUGAAGACCCCAAGCUUCCCUUGCGCAGCCUGGGCCUCGGCUCUCCGGCCAGGUCGAAGAUCAGUCCCACCCUGCCCCUCCUUGUCCCCCUUCCCUUCCGGAGCCAAGAUGGCCGCCAGUGGUGCCCCUCGCCUCUCCUUGCCACUCCUGCUGCCUGUGACAACUCUGCUGCUAUCAUUGCUGCUCGCCGGCUCCCACGCCUUAUCACCACCACGGUUCACUAAAGUUCCCGUCGACCAGAUCGGCGUCUCAGGGGGCGUGGUCUCCUUUGUCUGCCAGGCGACGGGCGACCCCAAGCCAAGAGUUAGUUGGAACAAGAAAGGGAAGAAGGUGAACUCCCAGCGCAUUGAGACCAUCGAGUUUGACGAGGGCGCCGGCGCUGUGCUCAGAAUCCAGCCUCUCCGAGCGCCACGUGACGAGAACAUCUAUGAAUGUGUGGCCGAGAACAGCGAGGGCGAGAUCACCGUCAAUGCCAAGCUGUCCAUCAUCCGAGAGGACCUGCUCCCGGUGGGCUUCCCUAACAUUGACAUGGGCCCUCAACUCAAAGUGGUGGAGCGCACUCGAACAGCCACCAUGCUCUGUGCCGCCAGUGGUAACCCCGACCCGGAAAUCACAUGGUACAAAGACUUCCUGCCCAUCGACCCCAGUGCAAGUAACGGGCGGAUCAAACAGCUACGCUCAGAAACCUUUGAGGGUACCCCGAUUCGAGGUGCCUUGCAGAUCGAGAACAGCGAGGAGACAGACCAGGGGAAGUACGAGUGCGUGGCGUCUAACGUGGAAGGCGUGCGCUACUCGUCCCCUGCUAACCUUUAUGUGCGAGAGCUUCGAGAAGUCCGGCGGGUGCCUCCUCGCUUCUCCAUUCCACCAACGAGUCAGGAAAUUAUGCCAGGUGGCAGUGUGAACAUUACAUGUGUGGCAGUGGGGUCGCCCAUGCCUUAUGUCAAGUGGAUGCUGAAUUCAGAGGACUUGACCCCGGAGGAUGAGAUGCCAGUGGGCAGGAACGUUCUUGAACUGAGCAGCGUCCGUGAGUCGGCCAACUACACCUGCGUGGCCAUGAGCAGCCUUGGCAUCAUCGAAGCUGUGGCACAGAUCACUGUCAAAUCCCUACCCAAGCCUCCAGGUACCCCUGUAGUAACUGAAACCACUGCUACUAGUGUCACCAUCACCUGGGACUCAGGAAACCCAGAUCCAGUGACGUACUACAUAAUCCAGUAUAGGGCCAAGUCACCAGACAGCAAAUAUGAGACGGUGGAUGAUAUCACCACUACACGUUACAGCAUCGGUGGCCUCUAUCCCAACACAGAAUACGAAAUCCGUGUCUCAGCUGUCAACACAAUUGGCCAGGGUCCUCCCAGUGAGCCUGUAGAAACUCGGACUGGUGAACAAGCCCCCGCCAGUCCGCCACGAAACAUCAAAGCCCAGAUCCUUCGCCAAAACACCAUGAUGGUGCAAUGGGAAGAGCCAGAGGAGCCCAAUGGGCAGAUCAAGGGCUACCGCGUCUAUUACACCAUGGAUGACGCCCAGCCCAUGAACCAGUGGCAAAUCCACAAUGUCCAGGACAGCAUCAUCACCACUAUCCAGGGUCUAGUUCCUCAGGAGACCUACACGAUCAAAGUUCUGGCGUUCACGUCUGUAGGUGAUGGACCUUUUUCGGAGCCCAUUCAUGUCAAAGUACUGCAAGGAGUUCCAGGUCAGCCAUCCAAAUUCCAGGUUGGGGCUGUGUCUGACACCAGCAUUGAACUGACCUGGGAACCCGCCUAUGAGAAAGAAGGAAUCAUAAAUUAUGAACUUCGCUUCUCUGAGGGCAGUUUUGGCACCCAGAUGAAGAAGACAUUUGGACCCAAAACUUCCUAUGUUGUGGAAGGUCUAAGCCCAAACACCGAGUAUCACUUCUCCCUGGCAGCUGUCUCUAACAAAGGCAUUGGAGCCUUCACAAAUGACAUUUCGCAGAAGACCUUACAAGCCAAGCCCUCAGCUCCCCCUCAAGACAUUAAGUGCAGGAGCACCAGCUCCACCACCUUGUUGGUAAGUUGGCGCCCCCCGCCUUUGGAGAGUCAGAAUGGCGCCCUGGCGGGGUACGGGGUGCGCUACCAGGUGGUGGGCCUGUCGGAGGGGGCCGGUGACGAUGGCGAACCGGCCGAGGAGGCGACCGUGCCUGCCACUGAAGAGCAGGUGUUGCUGCAGCGGUUGGAAAAGUGGACCCAGUACCGCAUCACUGUGUCCGCCUCCACUGUGAUUGGGUCGGGCCCCGAGAGCGAGCCUUUCAUCUGUCGGACAGAUGAAGACGUUCCUGGGGCUCCUCCGAGGCGGGUGGAGGUGGAGGUCCUGAACUCCACAGCGCUUAAGGUGAUGUGGCGCUCCCUGAUCCCGGGCAAACAGAACGGCCAGAUCCGUGGCUACCAAGUUCACUAUGUGCGUGUGGAAAACGGCGAGUCACGUGGACAGCCCUUCAUCAAGGAUGUCAUGCUGGCUGAUGCCCAGUGGGAAACGGACGAUACGGCUGAAUAUGAAAUGGUCAUUGGAGGACUCAAGCCAGACACCACUUACUCCAUCACGGUGGCAGCGUACACCACCAAAGGGGACGGAGCUCGGAGUAAACCUAAACUGGUGGUGACCAAAGGGGCAGUGCCUGGUCAGCCCUAUCUGUCAGUGGCUCAGGACUCAGAGACAUCAGCCAUGGCUCGCUGGGAUCCUCCAGACCUGACCAAAGGCAUGGACCUGCAGGGUUACAGGCUCCAGUUUGGCCGAAAAGAUGUCUUACCUUUGGCCACACUGGAAUUUGCUCCCCAAGAACGGCAGUACUCUGUGGGGAACAUUCACCGGGGAGCCACUUAUCUCUUUAAAAUCUCAGCCAAGAGCAGGGGGGGCUUUGGGGAAGAGGCUGUGGUGGAACUCACUGUGCCUGAGAAUACGCCAGGGGGUUACCCUCAAAUUAACGAGGGCUCCAAUGUGACAUGUUGCUCAGUGCAGCUGUCCUGGUCCCCACCAGUGCUGGCAGAGAGGAAUGGGGUAAUAACAGAGUACACAUUGGCCUAUAAAGAAGCCGGCACCGGAGAAGCACCACAGGAACUCCACUUGCCCCCCAGCCAGUCCAGCUAUGUGCUCAACAGCCUCAAACCGAACUCGGCAUAUGAUGUGAAAAUACGUGCACACACCAGUGUAGGUCCAGGGCCCUACAGCCCGCCUAUCCAGUAUCGGACGGUGGCCUUUGAUCCAGCAGAUGUCCCAAAGAAUUUUACUGUCAAGUGGGCCACCAAGACUACAGUGGUCAUUGCGUGGAAGUUUUCUGAAAGCAGGUCUCCAUACAAAUGCACAAUUGAGUAUAACCGUCAGAAGAUGGACGUGGAUGCCAGGCAGCUGAGGGUGCUUGUCACUGGGCUGAGGCACAACACCACCUACGAAUUCAGGGUUACUUGCCAGGAAAGCAUGGACGGUGGGCAACGGCACCAUGUGGUAGCCAGGACUGCGCCACUCAUCCUGGUCAAGAAACCCAAGUUGGACAUUUACGCUGAGCCAGACAACAUGCUCACCAUGUCCUUCCCACCAGUCGAUGGCAAGGAUAUCAAGCAUUUCUAUGUAGUAGUGGUGCCACUUAAGAGGACCUCAGGGACGGUUAAAAACCUGAAAAACCCAGAUGAGAUGGACAUGGAAGAGCUUCUGCGGGAGGUGGUCCCAAAGCGCCGUUCACGCCGUCAGCUAGCUCAGCUGGACCAGAGAAAGCCCUACAUCACAGCCUGCUUCAGACAGCUGCCCUCCAGCUUCACGGUGGGAUCUGAUCACCGCCAGAGCAGCUGUGAGAACAAGCCUCUUGAACCAGGCCAGGAGUACGUCUUCUUCCUGCUGGCUGAACUCAACACCACUGCCGGGAAAAUGUUUGCGACCAGCCCCUACACCGACACGGUGAUGACUCCAGAGCUGGUGGUGGACCCGUUGCCAGUGGAGACUGGUGAUGGACUCAUAUGGGUGGUGGGCCCGGUCCUCGCUGUGGUCUUCAUCAUCUGCAUCGUCAUCGCCAUUCUCCUGUACAAAAACAAACCCGACAGCCGCAAAAGAAAAGAGUCAGAGCCACGCACGAAAUGCCUGCUGAACAACGCAGACAUCACACCACACCACCCCACAGACCCUGUGGAGAUGAGACGCAUCAACUUCCAAACUCCAGAUUCUGGUCUAAGCAGUCCUCAGAGCGAUGCAGAUUUUGACUAUGAAAGUAUGAUGAAUCAUCCUCCCAUUCCCAUCUCGGAGCUGGCUGAACACACAGAACUUCUCAAGGCCAAUGACAACCUGAAACUCUCCCAGGAAUAUGAGUCUAUUGAUCCAGGCCAGCAGUUCACCUGGGAACACUCCAACCUGGAGGUGAACAAGCCCAAAAAUCGUUACGCCAACGUCAUCGCCUACGACCACUCCCGCGUCAUCCUGGCUCCCAUCGAGGGUAUAACAGGCAGCGACUACAUAAACGCCAACUACAUCGAUGGUUACAGGAAGCAGAAUGCCUACAUCGCCACUCAGGGCCCACUGCCGGAGACGUUCGGGGACUUCUGGAGGAUGGUGUGGGAGCAGAGAGCAGCCACUGUUGUCAUGAUGACCAGGCUGGAAGAGAAGUCACGGAUUAAAUGUGACCAGUACUGGCCCAGCCGCGGCACGGAAACCUACGGUAUGACACAAGUGACGCUGCUGGACACCAUAGAGCUGGCGACUUUCUGCGUCCGCACUUUUUCCUUGCACAAGAAUGGUUCUAGCGAGAAGCGGGAGGUUCGCCAGUUCCAGUUCACGGCGUGGCCAGACCACGGUGUACCAGAGUACCCGACCCCUUUCCUGGCCUUCCUCCGUAGGGUGAAGACCUGCAACCCACCUGACGCCGGACCCAUCAUCGCCCACUGCAGUGCGGGUGUUGGCCGGACGGGCUGCUUCAUCGUCAUCGACGCCAUGCUUGAGCGCAUUAAGCACGAGAAGACGGUCGACAUUUACGGCCACGUGACGCUGAUGCGCUCACAGCGGAACUACAUGGUGCAGACGGAGGACCAGUACAGCUUCAUUCACGACGCGCUGCUGGAGGCCGUGGCCUGUGGAAACACUGAAGUGGCUGCCCGGAGCCUGUAUUCCUACAUCCAGAAACUGGCCCAGGUGGAGAGCGGCGAGCACGUUACUGGCAUGGAGCUGGAGUUUAAGCGUUUGGCCAACUCCAAAGCCCACACGUCGCGUUUCAUCAGUGCCAACCUUCCUUGCAACAAGUUCAAGAAUCGGCUGGUCAACAUCAUGCCCUACGAGACCACACGUGUCUGCCUGCAGCCAAUCAGAGGCCUGGAGGGAUCUGACUACAUCAAUUCCAGCUUCAUUGAUGGCUACAGGCAACAGAAGGCCUACAUCGCCACACAGGGCCCUCUGGCAGAGACUACAGAAGACUUCUGGAGAAUGCUCUGGGAGAACAACUCAACUAUUGUAGUCAUGUUGACCAAACUCAGAGAGAUGGGACGGGAAAAGUGUCACCAGUACUGGCCGGCAGAGCGCUCUGCCAGGUAUCAGUACUUUGUGGUGGAUCCCAUGGCAGAGUACAACAUGCCUCAGUACAUCCUCCGAGAGUUCAAGGUCACAGAUGCCAGGGAUGGUCAAUCCAGGACAGUAAGACAGUUCCAGUUCACGGAUUGGCCCGAACAAGGCGUGCCCAAAUCCGGGGAGGGAUUCAUUGAUUUCAUUGGCCAGGUGCAUAAAACCAAGGAGCAGUUUGGACAGGACGGACCUAUCUCUGUUCACUGCAGUGCUGGCGUGGGCAGGACUGGAGUCUUCAUCACCCUCAGCAUCGUCCUGGAGAGAAUGCGUUAUGAAGGGGUGGUUGAUAUCUUCCAGACAGUGAAGAUGCUCCGGACACAGAGGCCAGCCAUGGUCCAGACUGAGGAUGAGUAUCAAUUCUGCUAUCACGCAGCUCUGGAGUACUUAGGAAGCUUUGAUCACUAUGCAACGUAAAAAGCCAUCUCUUUCCCUCCACAAUCCUGCCCCCCUCCCGCCUCGACAGUCUCCUGAGCCAUAGAAACUUUGAAAAUUUUAAAAACGACGACAGCAGACGGUGAUACAACCACCGCUAAUUAUUCGGACGCACCAAACGGGAUCCUGUAGAUUUGUUUUUUUUUUUUUGUUAGUUUUUUUGUUUUUUUUUUCUGUAGAAGACAACGCCCAAACCAACUGAUAAUUCCAAUUCGACUUUUGAAUCGCGUCGCGGCUGAAUCGGAUGAAAAUUGCCCAUCAUUUGGAGAAAAAGAACAUCCUCGGCGGGGGAGGAAUCCGAAGCUGUGGCUCAAGCUGUGGGGAGGGGUAUCGAUCAAAUUGUCAGACUUCUUACCUUACCUCAAGUGUUUCAAUAUGGAGGACAUUGUAAACAUUCGUGGACAUUUCUCAAAAAUACCUUUGUGAGACAACAGUAACAAGCAACAGAUAAUGAAGGAAAAGGAAAGAGGGAAUCAAGGAGAAGCAGAUGGAUGUAGCCAAGACUGGGUGACUCUCUUAUUUUUCUUUUUUUUUUUAUAUGCGUGGGUGUCAAUGGGUUCGAGUAUUUCUACCAACACAUUCUAGGAGGGAUAUCAAGAGGAAUUACUAAACUGUGGAUGCAAGUGUAAACAGAUUUCUCUUUUUCAAACUAUGGUCAUUCAAACAAACAAAAGAGAAAGAAACAGAAUAGCACGAGAAUAAUUCCAUUUGGCAUUAAUUAAAACUUGAGUUUUUACAUUGUUCCGCUAGUAAUUCGUGUGAGCGCACACUUACUCACUCGACUAUUAAACAAAUACAUCACACGUUCUCAAGCACGAGAGCUUACAAGAUCAAAAAAAGAAAAACAGCAACACAUAUCUUAAAAUCUGUUUUAUGAACUGUGCAAAAAUCUGUAUCCUAAGCCAGGUAUAACCACGACGACGUUGAAACGUACCACGGCGUAUUUAGAGUGAAAAUGCUCGCAAAGGGAGGCUCACGUCUCAGUCACCAGAGAAUGCGGGAGGGGGAGGAGGGGGAGGAAACAUCGCCUCUUUGCAAGAAGCUUCCGGCUGGGUCGUCUCGCAGAUGGACAAGGCGGAAGAAAAGGCAAGCGUGUUCCAUGAUCUUUUACAAUCACCCCUCUCUUUGGAAUCAUUGCAACAUCGGGCUGCGGUGUUAACAUCCACCAUUUUGAACAAGAGAAAAAAAAUAAAUAAAUAAAAUCUGGUGGGCGAGACACUUUGGAACAAACCAAACGAGGAUUGCCGAGGCUUUCUUUGUGUACAGUGACCAACGCUCAUCAUCAUCGUUAAGAACUUUUUUGUCUUAUGAGGAAUUAAACUUUUUUUUUUUUUUUUUUUUUUCCAAUUUUCUGUCAAAAACCAAACAUGCUGCUUAUCUUGUGUAUGCUGUACGUGGGACUCUUGAGGGAGAGAGAAAAAAAAAACUGAACAAAAGAUGCCAGCUCUGCUAACUACUCGCCCCCAAGUGGGCAUGACUGAAAGCGCAUCCACACGACGUCAUCAGCUCCCCUUUUUCUUUUUCUUUUUUUCCCAGCCUCCUCUAUAAUCAUCAUCGUUUAAGACGCUCGAGAGUGGCAGAAGCCUUUUGCAGUUACAAAGCUGUACAUUAACGUGGUUAAAAAAAAAAAAAAAAAAUUGGACUUCAGCUCCACUCAUAUGUGUGUUUUGGUGGAAAAACAAAGUAGAUGCUUUGGUAUUUGCCCUCCAUUUUAUAGAUGAUGAGCCUGUGUGGGCGACACAGCCAGACCAAGCAGCCAUGUUGGAUCUCAACGCCAUGAUGUGUUAAUGAAAUUCUUUAAUACAAGUUACUUGCACAUCCCUUAGACAAAACGGAGAAUAAACUUGAAACAAACACCCCCAACACAGCUGCAGGUUGACACGCGAUAUAUGUAUAUGUGUCUGAUUUAAAAGAAGAAGAAAAAAAAAAUCCAGCUUUUGAGACCACCAGGUUUUCAUUCUGAGAUCAGCGCUUUGGUAUAUACACGAGCGUAACGGAUUCUGCAAAGGUUUCCAGUGUGGGGGGGAGGGGAAGGGGGAGGGGGGUGCACAAAAUCCAGAGCGAUGGACAGAACUGUGUGUAAUCUUUUCUUAUUUCCAAAAAAGCCUUAUUGUUAUUGUAACAUUAUGAAAAGCAUUAAUGUUGUAUUAUGACGACUUAUUUUACAUUGCAUAGUUGACUUUUUAUUUUCUUUUCUUCUUUUGUUUUUCGGUUUAGUUUUUUAACAGAGAUGUUGUAUCGCAUUUUUUUAAACUUAGCAGAAAAAGAGAAAUGCUUAUCUGUUCAUAUUAUGUUAAAAGACAUUCUAUUUUUUCACUGUAGAAAAAUUAAGUAUAACAUGUCUGUGUGUACGUGUGCCGAUAUGUACGUACGUAUGUAUCACCGCACACUCACACAUGCAUAUAUAUUUAAAUGCAGAAUAUGAAGAUAUAUCCAGACACUUACUAUGAAUUAAAAUCUUUUCCUUGUCGUCUUUCUUUUACCCCCCGUCGGUUUUCAUGUUUGAAAAUGGCACGUUUUUUUUUUUCUUUCGUUCGUGCGUUUUUUUUUUUUGUUUUUUUUUUUAAAUAUAUAUAUAAAAUCUUAGAGACCUUGUGUGUUUCUUAAGGAAAUCCGCGGGGAUGUCAGCAUCGUGCCUGAGUCCUCCGCCUCUGCUUAAAACUUCUACCCCUGGGUAGAACCUGUGCCCAUGAGGAGAUGCCAUUUUUAAAAUCCUUGUUGAGAUUCUUAAUUGUCAUUAACUUUUAAGCAUUAUAUAUCUCUUUUUUCAAACAAUCGGUCAACAAAAUAUCAAUCAAAAACUUUUUUUUUUUUUUUGGUUAACAAUACCAGACCGUCUCGAUGUACUGUAUCUUGUAUGAUCAUGUACAGAAUAUGACCCUCACAGUUUGUUUUUUUAUUAUUACUUUUUUUCUGACAUAACGUGGCCAUUCAUUUUGUUAGAUAUCCACUAUGAUCUAGAGUAUACCUGUAAAUAAACAAAUAUAUAGAUUAUAUGUAUUUGUAUCAUUUGACCCUCGGGAACUCAUACUUUAUGUGGCGGGGGCAGAAAAACACAGAUCAAGGUUCUGCUCAUGUCCAACUUCCUGGUGUUUGUGAAGCUUGUUUUCUGAGACCUUUUUUUCUCCAGCCCUGCUCCCUGUUCUUUAAUUACCACUCACUUUCUGCCUUCAAUUUCCCCUGCUAGCAGUUAAACCGGGAAACACGCCAGCUUCUCUCUCUCUCUCUCUCUUUUUUUUUUUUUUUGUGACGCCUAUAGCCUCAAUUAGGGCACGAAAUAAGCAUAGCUGAUCAGCUGGUGUAAUUUAGCCAAAUGUGGGAGGUUAGUCCUCUCUGCCACAUAACCACCUGCUAAUCAAUCAUCAAGUCAAAGACCUGGUACGUUUAUAUUCCAAUUGUGGACAGAAAGGCUAAAACAGCUCUAAGGUGUUUUAAAAUUCCCUUGAUGAAUUAGACCUCCAAGGUAAAACAAGAAUUUGAAAGGUGUGUAUUCUUAAUGUUUCCACUACUGCAAGGAACACUAAAACCCAGAGGUGUUCCUCAUUCCUUACAGUAUCCAGCCAAGUCCCUACAGACUUCCAUCUACUGAAAUGCCAAGGUGUUAAUCCAUAAAUGUAUCGUUAGCUGACAGGCAAAAACAUGCUAAAGGCCAUACAUGGUUCAGCUGCAACAUGACAUUUCUUUUCUCCCCUAGUGCAUUUUUUUUAAGCCUUGUAUAGAACCAUACUCUGUGUUUUCCGUUUGGCCAUGCUUCACUAUGGGAUGCAGAGAGAAAUUGGACUUGGAUCGGACUCAGUGAAACAUAGAAGCGCGAUGCUACCAAGGAGAAAUCAAGACAACCAAAAACUAAGUGCUGCAAAUUCACAUUUCCAGCAUGUCGUUUCCAUUCGUUGGGAACCUUGAGAUGUUUCGUAAAGGAACCAAAAGCCUGAAAUUAAGGACUUUGGAAUUCAAAAAAAAAAAAAAAAUGUUGAAGGGGCCCAUGCCAAAACUGAAACUGUGGAAGUCUUUCGAAGCUUGUGAAAAUGUGUUAACUCUUUUGACUUCAUGUAAAGAUGCUAGACUUGAAAACAGUCGCCGAAUUUGUGUCGCUGAAUAUCCUGGGGGAGCGGGGAGGGGGAGGGGGAGGGAUUAACAAGAGAACAACGGUAACAAAAAGAAAAAAAUGACAUCGAAAAGAAUUGAACAUAUACGGUACAAACGGACAAAACGAAAAAAGAACCCAAACACAGCAAAAUUGUUUUUCCUUUGUAUGAGGGCCAAGUGCUAUCACUUUCAAACUGUUACUUCUAACUGAAACAAUAAUUGGUUUAAAGCCACUGUGUAUGUAGAUAUGUUGACUUUGUAUUAAAGAAAUGUUGUCUGAAAACCA
Messenger RNA from Mugil cephalus (flathead mullet), 10861 nucleotides. It is a transcript of the gene ptprsa, whose product is annotated as protein tyrosine phosphatase receptor type Sa. The transcript has 38 exons. Gene Ontology annotation, biological process: protein dephosphorylation. NCBI's taxonomy places the organism in Eukaryota, Metazoa, Chordata, Actinopteri, Mugiliformes, Mugilidae. The record is from RefSeq and is a predicted model, not a curated record. Bases 622 to 6471 code for a protein of 1949 amino acids. Gene Ontology annotation, molecular function: protein tyrosine phosphatase activity; protein binding.